Messenger RNA from Cottoperca gobio, 1627 nucleotides. RefSeq names its product spermatogenesis associated 6-like (gene spata6l). The record is from RefSeq and is a predicted model, not a curated record. The transcript is spliced from 12 exons. Gene Ontology annotation, cellular component: sperm head-tail coupling apparatus. NCBI's taxonomy places the organism in Eukaryota, Metazoa, Chordata, Actinopteri, Perciformes, Bovichtidae. Gene Ontology annotation, biological process: spermatogenesis. Gene Ontology annotation, molecular function: myosin light chain binding. The coding region runs from base 269 to 1444 and encodes 391 amino acids.
CCGAGGAACAACGUGACCAAGCACAUUACGACGAAAGGUUGCGGAAAGAUUGGUCAUGGUAAAUUAAUUAAUUAAAUUAACAACACUUUCCGGAAAGAUAUUUCUGAACUUUACAAAUAACGGGAGGGACAGCCCUGGUUGCUCGAGCAACUAAAGACGGAAGUAGUAGUAUCUAUGGUAACAGGGUAAAGUGACGCGAAACGGGAGAAGAAGAAGAAGAAGAAGAAGGCUGUGUUCAGUUGACGCUGGAGCCGUUUUAUCACCCUCAAUGUCUCGAAAAGCACUGAAAGUGGUGGUUGAAUUAAAAUUCAGAGCGGUUUCUUGUCCUGGAGUUCAUCUGCCAGCCAAGGAUGAUAUCUACCUUAGCAUGUGGUUCAUGGGCCAGUACUGUCAGUCUGAGUGUCUCCCUGCUGUCUUUCCUCUGCUGUUUCAUGAGAAGAUUACCUUUGAAAAGAUUUUCCGGCACAUAGUUGACCCUGGAGACAUUGCUGUAAUGCUUGAAUAUGAGACGGUCACAAUUGAGCUGGUGCAGCUGAUUCCUCCAGUGACGGAGACUCUGGCCUGCUUUGAAGAAGAUGCUCGACGCUUCUUAUUCCCAGAGCCCAAACUGGUUCCCUGCUCCUCUGGAGUGGAUCGAGAGGUUCUGAUGACCCGAGCACCUCACUUUCGAGGAAUCGCUCCGAGGUUGGAGUUUUCCACCAAAACAACCAUCAUUGAGUGCUCAGUCGAUGCAGAGAUGAACAUUUAUCCCAAUGUACUCAUGAGGCCAGUGAUAAAGAGGAGCAGGAAACACUCCAGCAGACCCAGGAGCUCUUCUCCUCAGGGGAAACAACCUCAAACUCUUGGAAUGAGACGAGGUGGCAGGACGUGCACAGAAAGACGCAGCAGCGCCUGGUCACCUUCUUACAUUCCCAGACCCCAUUCCCUGUCCCCUCUAAGAGCUGGAAACACACAGAGGAAACACUCUACAGCUCCCGGCCCAGCAGACUGGGACACUCGCCACACCUCUCAGCCUAUGCUGGCUUCGUGGCCUGGAGCCAGUCGUACUGCCACUCGUUCUGCCUCUUCAGUGUUUAUCAACUCCUCUUCACCUUUGACCAGGUCUUCAUUCAGAGUGAGAUAUUCUCCAACUGUCAGAAGAAAAUCUUUAUCCAAUGGUUUGGUUGGAGGGAUGUCAGAAGACGACUCCAGCUCUUCAGAAAUGCAUGACCCCAUUGACAAACACCAAGUUCCUGACCCUUCAAGGCUGUGGCGGUCUUAUAGGGAACAGGCCAGGCACAGCAGGUCUCAGUCCAGCUCUCACAGAGAAUGGGAAGAGGUCCAAGAGCGUGUUCGGGGACUCCUUACAACACCAAAAGCUGUACGCCGACUUGUCUAUGGGGCCACACACUGCGAGAUAGAUGAGGUUUUAGCCAGGAGGUCCUUCUCUCCGGGUCCACCGUGAUGACCUGUCCCCAGGCUCUGGAAAAGUGACGUGGACUUGUUCUAUCUCCAUGAGUUUCACAUUUUACAUUUUAAAACGCUGCCUCAUUGAGACAAUUAAAAUGCAACAUUUUAAUAUUCAUUUGAUUCUGGUUAGAGACCUUUUCUGGGAACUAUACAAUAAGGCAAACAAUAAAAAAUAAAA